Cimex lectularius (bed bug) is the source of this 3624-nucleotide messenger RNA. Its product is annotated as integrin beta-PS-like. The record is from RefSeq and is a predicted model, not a curated record. NCBI's taxonomy places the organism in Eukaryota, Metazoa, Arthropoda, Insecta, Hemiptera, Cimicidae. Gene Ontology annotation, molecular function: integrin binding. Gene Ontology annotation, biological process: cell migration; integrin-mediated signaling pathway; cell-matrix adhesion. Bases 72 to 2438 code for a protein of 788 amino acids. The transcript has 16 exons. Gene Ontology annotation, cellular component: cell surface; focal adhesion; integrin complex.
AAGUGGGCAAAUCAAACGAAAAAGAUUUAGUACAGUAUAUUUGUACCAGUUUCACAAGCCAGAAAACUAAAAUGAAAUUAGAAUUACUAUGCGUGUGUUUAAUUUGUGUCACAAGCAGUUAUAGCGAUGAGUGUAUGAAGUUUGAGACAUGCCAUGAGUGUAUUCAAAGGCCAGAAUGUUCUUGGUGUUUAGAACGGAAUAGCACACAAAGGUGUUUUACUUCAAAACUUAGCGAAACGCGAGUGGACUCUUUUGUAUGCAACAAAAAUUCAAUUUACAAUCCUCAAAAUGAGAUGACUAUUUUGCAGUCAAUUGACUUUAAGGAAAACCUCCAUUUCAACCGCUUAUCACCAAAUAAUGUCAAAUUAAGUCUGCGAAAAGGUAAACCUUACAAUAUCAAUAUCAAAUUUAAACAUGAACCGCAUUUUCCACUCGACCUCUACUACCUCAUGGAUAUGUCCAAUUCUAUGAAGGAUGACAAAGACAAGCUAUCUGCCAUUGGAAACAUGCUUGUUGAAAGUAUAAAAAAGGUUACUUCUGAUUUUAAACUAGGAUUUGGAACUUUUGUGGACAAAGUAGUUAUGCCCUAUGUGUCAAUAGUGCCAGAAAAGUUAUUAGAACCAUGUACUGAUUGUGUGUCUCCAUAUGGAUUCAGAAAUCACAUGCCUUUAAGUGACAAUGUCUAUCAAUUUUCUAGGGAAGUUAAUACUGCUAAAAUAUCAGGGAACCUGGAUGACCCUGAAGGUGGUUUAGAUGCAAUAUUGCAAGCUUUAAUUUGUAAACAGCAAAUCGGAUGGAGUGAAAACAAAAGCAGAAAAUUACUAGUCUUUGCUACAGAUUCCCUUGUUCAUUUUGCUGGAGAUGGCAAGCUUGGUGGUAUUGUCAAACCAAACGAUGGCCAAUGUCAUUUGGACGAAAAUGGUUACUACACAUACUCGACACUUCUAGAUUAUCCAUCACUACCACAGAUUAAUACAGUUAUAAAAAACAGUUCAGUAAAUAUCAUAUUUGCUGCUACAUCAGACAGAUUGGACCUGUUUAAUGAGCUUAGCAAGCACAUCGAAGGAUCAUCGGUCGCUGAGUUGUCCAGCGAUUCAUCAAAUAUUAUUGAACUUAUAAAAGAGCAAUAUUACAAAAUCAGAACUUCAGUUGUCAUGACAGAAACAUCAUCGAAAUAUGUAAAUGUGGUUUUCUAUUCAAAAUGUGACAAAUUUGAUGAGCCACUGGAAAAGACAAAUGAAUGUAAAAACCUUGAAGGAUCAGCGGUAAUUGAAUUCGAGGCAGAAGUGACGGUCGUGGCAUGUCCAAAGAGAAAAGGGAAAUGGAAGGAAACUUUCAAUAUUUACCCUGUCGGCUUACAAGAAGUAUUGACCGUUAAUCUAGAGAUGGAGUGUGAUUGUCCAUGCGAAAAUCCAGGAAAUGAGGGCUAUAUAGGUGAAACAGAUGAAUGUUCUCUCAACGGCUUAAUGAAAUGUGGAAAGUGCGAAUGCCAUGAAAAUUACUUUGGUAACAAAUGUGAAUGUCAUACUUCAUCAAUGGCAGAACAUGAAAUACAUUUAGCAUCAAGAUGUAAAGAAGAUAACUCAAGCCAUAUAACAUGCAGUGGUCGUGGAAAUUGCAUAUGUGGUGAAUGUGAUUGCGAUGAAAUGCACGAUGAUAGAGUUAUUUAUGGUCAGUUUUGUGAGUAUGACAACUUUUCAUGCCCAAAGAAAGAUUCAGUUGUAUGUGCAGGAAAGGGAUUGUGCAAAAAUGAUAAAUGCUAUUGCACAGAAGGUUGGACUGGUGAUGACUGCUCUUGCCCUACAUCAGUUGACAUUUGUAGGAAAGACCCUGAACAAGAUAUUUGUUCGGGUCAUGGAAAAUGCAUUUGUGGCAAUUGUGUCUGUAAUGAUAAAACAGGAUAUACAGGAAAAUACUGCGAAGAUUUUUCUCUGCAGCAACAGUGCUCGGACAUACAGAAUUGCGUUAAUUGUGAAGUAUAUAACCAAGGAUCUGAAGAUACAUGCAGAAACAGUUGUUCAAUUGAGUAUAACAACAAAAAUCAUGACAUAAACAUUGAAAUCGUUUCUGAAAUAGAAGUUAACGACACUCUUGAUGAACAUUUGUGUGCCUACACAGAGGGAUCCUGCGAUAUAUUUUUUUCUUAUUACUAUGAUUUAGGUGAAGACAGGUUUGUUAUAAAAGCAAUUAGAGAAAGGAAUUGUCUCUUCUGGAACGUAGCUAAAGCCAACAUGCUUUACCCGUGUAUUUCAAUAUUGAUUGUGGGAUGUUUAACUCUCCUUGCUUGGAAAUGGGUCGCAAAUAAAAAAGAUAAAGAAGAAUGGGAAAGAUUUUACAAAGAAUCUAUGAUUAGCAUGAGCUGCUCUGAGGAAAAUAAAAAUCCGUUGUAUCAAAAUCCUUCGAGACAUUAUGAAAACCCUAUGUAUAAGAUGAAAUAACACAACCGAGAAACAGGGUUGCAUUUAUUCUGUAUGAUAAAAAAUUAUGGAUUUUUCGAUAAGGACAUUCCAGCAAUGCAAGAGUAUGGAUUAUUUAUGUUGUGAGAUUUUCCUUGAAGUCUUUGUGGUGUAGAAUAAUUUUUUUGAAUUGAGUGGAAUUGAAUAUUUUUUUAAAUAUUCCAGUUAAAUUUAGCUUUGCUCCAAACUGCAAAUUUUUCUGCACUUUAACACUUAAAUUGUGAGGUCUGCAAGGUGAUGAACUUGUAGUUUUGUCUUUUCCAAAAAUUUUGAUUUGUCAGAAGCAUUUUGGCUUGUCUCCAUAUUUUUUAACUACAAUUAUUUGCUAAAAAUUGAAGCAAGAAGCUAAAACAUCAAGGAUAGGCAGUGCAAAAUGAUCAAAUGAUCAGAAAUGACUUAACUACACUAUCAUCCUUGUCCAGUUUUUUUUUAAAGCUUCCAGGUUAUUUUCUAAAGUACACUUGUCUAUACCAUCUGAUCAGGUAUGAAUAUACAGUCAUUAUUUAAUAUGCCAGAUCAGCUGUACUGUUUGUUCUACAUUUGAAGUUAUUUGACUAAUACCACUGGACUUGGUGGACUGCAGUAGCCGAGUGGUUAGCAUGGUAGACCCUCAGCUUGUAGAACCCAGUCGUUCACUUUACACCUGGCCAUUUUUUUACACUCCCAUCCCCCCAAAAAAUUAUGAAUACCUAUAAUCUCACGAUUUCUGUGUGGUCCAAUAAGUUUGAACUUGUGUUACUCUGCUGUAAUGUUUUUUGUGGUUUGCUCGUUUCAGGUCAAGUUGGUCUGCCUAUUCACACUGUUUUAGUCAUCAGAUGUGUUUUGACUUCUUGUUAUCUUCAAUGGUGGGCAAAUUUUUAUUAAGUGAGGCCCCAGCAAUAAUUCAUUUAAUACAAUUUUGACUGCAUACACUUUUGUACUGUAACCAGUGGCCAGUUCUGAAACUCACUGUUGAUGUUGACAAGAAGCCAAAAUUGACAGACCAAAAUGAUCAGAAGCAACCAAACCAUCAUCUCCACAGACCAAGAGGAAAUUUCACAACACUCAACAAUUCUUAAAAUACCAUUUAGUUUUAGUUCUAUAUAAAUGUACAGAAUAUAUUUCUAAUUUAAAUGUAAUUAUCAAUUUUGUUUAAUGAUUAUUAUUGUAAAUAAAUAAAUAAAACAAG